This is a messenger RNA of Rhizopus microsporus ATCC 52813, 622 nucleotides long. Its product is annotated as mitochondrial cytochrome c oxidase subunit VIa. Bases 159 to 515 code for a protein of 118 amino acids. Gene Ontology annotation, cellular component: mitochondrial inner membrane. Gene Ontology annotation, molecular function: enzyme regulator activity. The transcript has 4 exons. Lineage: Eukaryota; Fungi; Mucoromycota; Mucoromycetes; Mucorales; Rhizopodaceae. The record is from RefSeq and is a predicted model, not a curated record. Gene Ontology annotation, biological process: mitochondrial electron transport, cytochrome c to oxygen.
CAAAAUCGUGUCCAAAUGAGUUACGUCACUUCGAGUGCCAAUGAGUUGGGCCAUAAAAAUUUAAGUACACCCUGGCUGAGGGUGUACCAGGAAAGAAAAAAAAGAAAAAAACUGGUGGGCAGAGAAAUUAUGAUACCAGUUCUUUUUUAUUACUUAUAAUGGCCGCCCGUAUUGUUAGCUCUCAAGUCGCUGCUUCUGUAAAGCGUGCUGGUGCUCGUUUCCAAUCUACCACUGCUCAAAACAGCAGUUUCCUUGCUGAACGUGAAGCUGUCAAGAAGCAUGCUGCUGAAUCUGCUGAAACCUGGAAGAAGAUCACUCUUUUCGUUGCCAUUCCUUCCCUCUUUGCUGCUGGUGCCAAUGCCUACAACAUUUACCACGCUCACCAUGAACACCAAAAGCAUCACCCUAAGGAAUGGGUCAAAUACCCUUACAUCAACUUCCGUGCUAGAGAUUUCUUCUGGGGCAAGGAAGCUCUUUUCUUCAACCCUAAAGUCAACCUUUCUGCUAGCGAAUAAGCAACCCUUUCUUUGAAGUAAAAAGCCAUUUCUAUAUAAAAAUGAAUCACAAAGACUUUCUUCAUUUUGUCAAAAAUAUAUUUUCUAGAAAUUGUACCACUUGUAAA